Molecule: messenger RNA, 642 nt
Organism: Lathyrus oleraceus (garden pea)
Lineage: Eukaryota; Viridiplantae; Streptophyta; Magnoliopsida; Fabales; Fabaceae
Exons: 1
Coding region: 1-642 (213 amino acids)
Source: RefSeq, a predicted model, not a curated record
AUGGAUUUCUCUAAAUCACAGAAGGUGCAGUUCGAUAUGCAUAUGUUAGCUAAGGAACCUGAUGACUGGUGGAUCAACACUUGUCAGGUGUUGGAUGUUGCAACUGAAGUCGUAACUUGGGUUGUGUUUAGCAGGGAAUUUCUGAGAAAGUACUUUCCUGAGGAUGUUUGUGGGAAGAAGGAGGUUGAGUUUCUGGAGCUGAAGCAAGGUAACUUGUCAUUUACUGAGUAUGCUUCCAGAUUUGUGGAACUUGCUAAGUUCCAUCCUCAUUACAGUGAGACGACUUUUGAGUUCUCGAAGUUUAUCAAAUUCGAGAAUGGUUUGCAUCCUGAGAUUAAGCAGGCGGUUAGAUACCAACAGAUCAGGAGGUUUCCACAGUUGGUGAAUAAUUGUAGAAUUUAUGAGGAUGAUAGUAAGGAUCAGUCGGCUUACUACAAGGGGCUGAGCGAGACAAGAGGAAAGCAAAAUUUGAAUAGUGGGAAGCCAUAUAAUGCUCCAACUGAUAAAGGUAGACAGAGAGAUACCGAUGGUAAGAGGUCAGGUGGGGGAGGUGUUCCUACUCAUCUUAAGUGCUAUAGGUGCGGUGAGUUAGGUCAUCGUAUCAGUGAAUUCAAGAAUGAUGUGAAGAAGUGCUACAAGUGA